This is a messenger RNA of Anopheles moucheti, 1462 nucleotides long. Its product is annotated as RYamide receptor. Gene Ontology annotation, cellular component: membrane. The transcript has 7 exons. Gene Ontology annotation, molecular function: neuropeptide Y receptor activity. NCBI's taxonomy places the organism in Eukaryota, Metazoa, Arthropoda, Insecta, Diptera, Culicidae. Gene Ontology annotation, biological process: neuropeptide signaling pathway. Bases 1 to 1431 code for a protein of 476 amino acids. The record is from RefSeq and is a predicted model, not a curated record.
AUGAUAUCACAAGCGAUCCAGUACGCGGAUUACUUUGCUCGCUCGAUGCGAAAUGACUCCUCGGUGCCGGGUGGCGGUGUGUACGCGGGGGGCAACGUGACCGGGCUUGGUGGUGGGACGGGGAAUACAUCCAGUACCGGGACGGCCACCGGUACCGAUCUGUUCGAUAUGUACGCCAGGAACUAUCCGUACGUGUCGUCUACGGAGGAGCAGAACUACAUCGAGCAGCUGAGCGACAACCUGCGCAAUCAGUCGGCCGGCAAUCGCAGCUACGGCGGGUACGAUUACGGACUGGAACCGAUGCCACUGCCGGAGUGCAGUAACGCGUACUCGGCCGGACCAUACUUUCAGCUCACCAGCUACUUCCUGUACAUCACCAUCUUCGUGACGGCGGUGAUCGGUAACUCGAUCGUGCUGUUUAUCGUCCAGUCGAACCCGCGGAUGCGCACGGUCACCAACUUCUUCAUCACCAAUCUGGCCGUCGGUGAUCUGAUGAUGACGCUGUUCUGCGUACCGUUUACCUUCAUCUCACUGUUCGUGCUGCAGUACUGGCCGUUCGGGCUUGCGAUGUGCCGGCUGGUGAACUACACGCAGGCAGUGUCGGUGCUGGUUAGCGCCUACACGCUUGUCGCGAUCAGUGGUGACCGGUACAUUGCGAUAAUGUGGCCGCUCAGGCCACGCAUCACCAAGACUUGCUCCAAGUGCUUGAUCGGUAUCGUGUGGAUCAUCGCACUGAUUACAGCCGUUCCGAUCGCCAUCUUCUCGACGCUCUAUUUUCCAACCGAUUGGCAUGUACAGUGCAACGUGCCAAUCUGUGCGGAAAAAUGGCCAUCACCGGAACAGGACGACUACUACACAAUAGCGCUACUGACCACACAGUUCAUCGUGCCGCUGGUUGUGCUGAUCUUCACCUACACACGCAUCGCGAUUGUCGUAUGGGGCAAGCGGCCACCGGGUGAGGCGGAAAACUCGCGCGACCAACGGAUGGCCAAAUCGAAGCGCAAGAUGAUCAAGAUGAUGGUUACCGUGGUGAUUGUGUUUACGAUCUGCUGGCUGCCGUUCAACUUCCUAAUGCUCAUGAAACUCCCCUCCUCGUGGGACCUGCUGCCGUACUUCUGGUUCGCCUUCCACUGGCUAGCGAUGUCGCACAGCUGCUACAACCCGAUCAUCUACUGCUACAUGAACGCCCGCUUCCGCAGCGGCUUCAUCCUGGUGCUGCACGGUGUGCCGGGUCUCCAGCAGAUCUGCUGCUGCAUUCGCCACUCGCCACCGAACAUCGCGCGCAACGUCGGCUCCAGCGUGGCCCUCGCCGGAAUCGAUGAAGUAUCGCAUCUGCAUCGAGUUAACACAUGCACCACAUACAUAAGCACCAGAAGGAAACCAAACCACAACGUACAGGUACAGUCGACGGAGACGUCCCUGUUACGGUGAUACCAGCAGAGCUACGACUAGAGCGCACCAG